GAUGGCGGCGGAGACGGUGGAGCUGCACAAGCUGAAGCUUGCUGAACUAAAGCAAGAGUGUCUUGCUCGUGGAUUGGAAACCAAGGGAAUAAAACAAGAUCUUAUCCAUAGGCUCCAGGCAUAUCUUGAAGAACAUGCUGAAGAGGAAGCAAAUGAUGAAGAUGUAUUGGGAGACAAAACAGAGGAAGAAGAACCGAAGCCCAUAGAGCUGCCUGCCAAAGAGGAAGAAACUCCUAAAAAAACUGUCGAUGUGGCAUCAGAAAAGAAGGUGGUAAAAAUUACAUCUGAAAUGCCACAGACCGAGAGAAUGCAGAAAAGGGCUGAACGAUUCAAUGUGCCCGUGAGCUUGGAGAGUAAGAAAGCUGCUCGGGCAGCUAGAUUUGGCAUUCCUUUAGCUCCAACAAAAGGUCUGUCAUCUGACAACAAGCUUGUGGUCAAUCUGGAUAAGCUGAAGGAAAGAGCACAAAGAUUUGGUUUGAAUGUCUCUGCAAUCUCUAGAAAGUCAGAAGAUGAUGAGAAGUUGAAGAAAAGGAAGGAACGAUUUGGGAUAGUCACAAGUUCAGCUGGAACUGGAGCCACAGAGGACACAGAGGCAAAGAAGAGGAAAAGAGCAGAGCGCUUUGGGAUUGCAUGAUGAAAAGUUGUUGGUGUUUUCUGUUCUCCAGUGGUUUCCACUUCUGAUUCUUCUUGGAUAUAUAUAUAUAUAUAUAUAUAUAU
This is a messenger RNA of Jaculus jaculus (lesser Egyptian jerboa), 717 nucleotides long. RefSeq names its product SAP domain-containing ribonucleoprotein. The record is from RefSeq and is a predicted model, not a curated record. Gene Ontology annotation, biological process: poly(A)+ mRNA export from nucleus. The coding region runs from base 2 to 634 and encodes 210 amino acids. NCBI's taxonomy places the organism in Eukaryota, Metazoa, Chordata, Mammalia, Rodentia, Dipodidae. The transcript has a single exon. Gene Ontology annotation, cellular component: nucleus.